CUUGCAUCUACGAACCCAUUCUCUACAUUCAUUUCUUCUAGGGGCAGGACUCCAUUUAAUCUUUUUACUUUACAAAAACAAAAUUCCCACCAUCCAAAACCAAUAAAUCUCUUCGACAAUAUGAAGUUCAACGCUCUCAUCGCGACAAUCGCAUCCGCUUCUGCUGUCACAGCUGCGGUACUCCCUCGCCAGAACAACGGCGGUGCCGCACAAAAGGGUGGCAACACUCUCGUUCUCUUUGAGAUCGGUGGUGUCCCAGGAAACGAGUGCCUCACUUUCCGCAACAAUGGCGAAAUCGUCGAUGCUGCUUGCGUGAACGAAGCAGCAGAUCGCCAGCUCACACCCGGCGACAUCAACGGCACUCCAGUCCUCGUCGUGCAGCGCAGCUUCUCCGCAGGAUUCAGACGGGAUCUUGUCAACGCCCAAGCAUGCGUUGGCUUCAACGGAACUACCUUCCUCGCGCAGGAUUGCGCCAGCAAUAAUCUCGACCCCGUCUCUUUCACGAAUGGCCAACUAGUCAGUGCCAGUGGUGCAUGCCAAUCUGGCCAUGAUGGCGCGGCUCAGCUUACAGUUGAUCCCAAUGGUAGGAACUGUGCUGAAUUGACCAGCACGGUUGUUACGCCGACUGCUCCUUAA
Molecule: messenger RNA, 636 nt
Organism: Aaosphaeria arxii CBS 175.79
Lineage: Eukaryota; Fungi; Ascomycota; Dothideomycetes; Pleosporales
Exons: 2
Coding region: 121-636 (171 amino acids)
Source: RefSeq, a predicted model, not a curated record